This is a messenger RNA of Stegostoma tigrinum, 793 nucleotides long. RefSeq names its product cysteine-rich protein 1 (gene crip1). NCBI's taxonomy places the organism in Eukaryota, Metazoa, Chordata, Chondrichthyes, Orectolobiformes, Stegostomatidae. The record is from RefSeq and is a predicted model, not a curated record. The coding region runs from base 68 to 301 and encodes 77 amino acids. The transcript is spliced from 5 exons.
UUUCAGAGCCGGAGAAUUCGAGUCGAGGCACGAGUGAGUGUGAAGGUGUAGACACUCCAAAUUAAACAUGCCUAAAUGUCCCAGGUGUGCAAAGGAGGUGUAUUUUGCUGAGAAACUCUCGUACCAGGGAAAAGAUUGGCACAAAUCCUGUUUGAAAUGUGGGAAGUGCAACAAAACCUUGACAGCUGGCUCUUUCUCUGAACACGAUGGGCAGCCUUACUGUACCACACCAUGCUACGGAGCUCUCUUUGGGCCAAAAGGGUUUGGACGUGGUGGGACCGAGAGCCACAAAUUUUCUUAAACACAAGGUUUGCCAUUUGCACUGACUGACCACAAGAGGUUGGAGAGGGAAGAGGGAGCUCAGAAGCUUGUUCGUGUAUUCUCAGCCAGAUUACAAUAGCUCCUGGUAUCUGGGGAUUUGCAUUUGUACACUCAUGUAGAAGCUAACCUACAGGGUUUGAGAAUGUUUGUUUGUACAGAGAAUGAAUAACCUGCCUCAAUGUGUACAUUUCUUUUCUGUAGGGGUUGCCACAGCAUGAGUCUUGGGAUAUUGUUUGGGGCGGGGUUGAAAUGGAGGAAGUGGGAGUUGGAGGAUAAUUCAACUAAUGUCCAAAACAUGGUGGGAUCCUGGCAAUGUCAGUGUAGCCUCAACUCCCCCCAAUUACCAAGAAUUACUUACUUGUCAUCCUGAUUGGCUGAGAUGGUGGAUGGACGAAAACUUGUUUCAAAGUCAGUCUGCAAUCAACUUGUCAUUUCCUUUCAUAUACACAAUAAAGGAAGUUUGUUCUUGGAA